This is a messenger RNA of Nilaparvata lugens (brown planthopper), 743 nucleotides long. RefSeq lists its product as uncharacterized. The transcript has 4 exons. Lineage: Eukaryota; Metazoa; Arthropoda; Insecta; Hemiptera; Delphacidae. The record is from RefSeq and is a predicted model, not a curated record. The coding region runs from base 33 to 635 and encodes 200 amino acids.
UUUUUCAUUCGCUCAUUCAUAGCAUUGAGAGAAUGAUUAGUCUAUCAAAAUUAGCUUUGAUAGUUUUAUAUUUCAUUGCAGAUUUGUAUGCUCUAUCUAUACUGGGUGAUCUAGGGACAAACUAUGAUGUGGUUUUCCAUAAGUUUGGGCAGUGUGACAAGCGAGGCAAGGUCGACUUCCUUUCAAAUGUGAAAGUUGGCAAAUUGAAUAGAACUCACAUGAUCUACUCGGGAACCCUGGACACUGGAGCUGACGUUGACGACAAUCUGAAAGUGCAAGCCAUAGCCGCAAUUAAGAGCUCAAAUGGACGGUAUAGCACAGUUAUUGAUGUGAAAUUGAAGGCAUGUGACAUGGUUAUGACAUUUGGACGUGACAUUUUCCAAACGUUAGCUGACAAAUGCAAUGAAACAUUACAAUGUCCCAAAAAAAGGACACAAUGUGAUUUGAAGAACUUCAUUAUUAAUUUCAAUCUGAACAAUCUACCUGCCUUGCCGUAUGGGGACUAUAGGCUCGAAGCCGUCGUACUGAAAGUAUUGCCCUAUGCCAUUGAGGAGAGGAUAUCUUGCUUCAGGUCCUUCGCAUCAAUAGUAAAGCGACAAAGUAUUCUACACUCAAAAAACAAGAACAUUAGUUAAAAUUGAAACUAUAUUUUGAAAACUGUCAAUAUUGUUCAUUUUUCAUCAGCAAACCUUAAUGGAAUGACAAUUGAAUCUAAUAAAGAGUUUUUGUUUACUGGAUAAAAA